AUGAUCUUUCUCUUUGCUAUUAUCGGUUCUAUUCUUCUCCUCUCCUUGAUUCACUGGAAGAGAGCUCCUCGAUCCAUUCCUCCGGGCCCAGCACCUCUUCCAAUCAUUGGCAACCUUCAUCAGUUUGCCCGCCUAGUUCCAUUGAAGACUUUCCAUAACUGGCAUAAGAAGUAUGGAUCGAUCGUUGGACUCACUCUCGGGCCUAGGACCGUCAUCAUCUUGGGUACUCACGCCAUCAGCAAAGAACUCCUAGGUGGCCGAGGCCAAGUCUACAGCUCCCGACCGUAUAUUCCCCUAGUCUCAGACAAUAUGACCGGUGGUCUAAACACGGCCCUCAUUCCUUACGGGGAGAGGUGGAAGAACCAUAACCGCAUCCACCUCGCGUUGUUGAAUCCUCGCAUGGCCAAGCUAUACGAGGGCCUUGUGGACUUUGAAUCCAGGAGAUUGCUGAAUGGGCUCUGCUCGACCAAGGACUUCUCCACUGUUAUUUACCGCUACACCGCGAGCUUGAUCCUGGCAUUGCAAUAUGGCAAGUCUGUCGAUGUGAAUGAUCCGAUCGCAAAGGAGUUCAAGGAGAUUACACACAAAUUUGUCAAAGCGAUUGGGGCAGGCAGCUUUCUUUUCGAGUGUUUCCCCGUACUGCAACGGAUCUCGCCAUCGAGAGCGCCAUGGAUUAAGUCGAGCCACGAACUACACCAUGCCACGACGGGUUUAUUCUCUUCCAGCGCAAAGAAAGGUCUCGAUGCGAAAGAAUGGAACUGGUCCAAGUACGUGCGGAAUCUGAAAGAUACUCAUGGGAUGCCUGAGGAAGAGGUCUGGUAUCUGAUGGGUAUUCUAUACGAAGCGGCGACGGACACCAGUGUGGCUAUUCUGCGGUUCUUCGUCAUGGCGUGUGUUCUGCACCCCUGGGUGGUUAAGAAAGCGCAAAGCGAGCUGGACGCCGUGGUCGGAGAAUCUCGACUGCCCAAUGAAGAAGAUAUGGGGCAGUUGCCGUACGUUAGAGCCAUCAUUAAUGAGGUCAUUCGGUGGCGUCCUGCAACUCCGGAGGGGAUCCCCCGUGCGACCUCUACCGAUGAUUUCUAUCAAGGAUAUCAUAUUCCAAAGGGAGCAACUGUGAUUGUCAAUAUGUGGGCUAUGCACAUGGACCCAGAUGUAUACGAUAACCCGGAAUCAUUCCUUCCGGAAAGGUGGAUCGAAAACCCUAACUUACCGUUGGGAAUCUUUGGAUAUGGUAGGAGAGCGUGUGCAGGACGUCAUUUUGGACAAAUAUCGCUCAACAUGGUCAUUUCGCGAUUGCUUUGGGCUUUCUCGUUUAGUCAUAGCUAUGAGAAUGGCCGCCGCGUUGAGAUCGAUCCUUGGAAUUUGGAGCAGCACGGGGCCAGUUUGAGACCAGCGCCGUUCCCUGCUGAUAUCAAACUUCGGGAUGAGGGCCGCCGGGCAGUUCUCCAUAAGGGCCCUGACGUAGAAAGGAGUGUUGAUGAGCUUUUAGCUCAAGUGGAACAAGAGCUCACUUAG
Aspergillus melleus is the source of this 1515-nucleotide messenger RNA. RefSeq names its product cytochrome P450. The transcript has a single exon. Gene Ontology annotation, molecular function: heme binding; oxidoreductase activity, acting on paired donors, with incorporation or reduction of molecular oxygen; iron ion binding. NCBI's taxonomy places the organism in Eukaryota, Fungi, Ascomycota, Eurotiomycetes, Eurotiales, Aspergillaceae. Bases 1 to 1515 code for a protein of 504 amino acids. The record is from RefSeq and is a predicted model, not a curated record.